Cicer arietinum (chickpea) is the source of this 522-nucleotide messenger RNA. The record is from RefSeq and is a predicted model, not a curated record. Lineage: Eukaryota; Viridiplantae; Streptophyta; Magnoliopsida; Fabales; Fabaceae.
AUGGCACAAAGCGCGCCUAGAAUUUUGCCUAGUGACACAAUUCCAAAUUUGCGAAAUAAUGUCAAUGUAGUGACAAUGAGGAGUGGCAAGGUAAGUGAACAAGUACCACCUAAAGCCAAUCAGAGUGGAAGUACUUCAACUUCAACCCACAGAGGAAAUGAAGCACUAGAACAGAUGCCGGCAUACGCCAAGUUAAUGAAGGAGAUUUUGUUAAAGAAAAGAAAAAUUGGUAGUGAAAUAGUGAUGCUUACCGAAGAGUGCAGUGCUAUUCUACAGAGGAAGUUCUCAGCUAAGCUCAAGAAUCCUCGAAGCUUCUCUAUUUCUUGUGCUAUUGGGGAUAGAACUUUUGGGAAAUCCCUGUGUGAUCUUAGGGCUAGUGUGAAUCUUAUUCCCCUUUCCAUAUAUAAAAGGUUAGGCAUUGGAAGAGUCAAAGACACACAACUAAUGUUACAGUUUACAGAUCAUUCAAUGAAACACCCAUAUGGGGUGGUGGAAGAUGUGUUUGUUGGUCAAAGGAGAUAA